CUGCCGGGGGUCUAGGAAACUUGUCUCUGAACUACAGAAUUAAAGAAAAAGAAAAAAAAAAAAAUAGAGGACGUGUCCCGAGGGAGGUUUGCUGGGAAAGGGCGGCCAUCCCUAGGCUCCUGGUGCACCAGGCCCGACCCUUCCAGGGACUGAUAAAAGGAUGUGGUAGUUUAACCAGGGCUUUUGGUAGAAUAUAUUUGCCCCAAGUUGGGAGAUUCCGAGAUUGAGGGGGGUGGAAUCAAGUGGAGGCUGGCAGGAGCGAACCCUGACCUGGGAUCUUGCAGGGACUAACGAUGUUUGGAGCUUCUUGUUUUGAGAAUGGGAAUACAGAGUUCUAGGUCCUUUACUAGGAAGGCAUUCCACAGUAUCUUUUCCUGGGACAUAGUGAUGGCAGCAGUUAUAGUUGAAAGUUGGUUGAAAGAGUUGAACUGUUUACAGUCAGUGCAGGAAGGAGGAGCUUUACUCUGAAGGUUGCUAAGCUACAGGGAGCUUGUAGGCACCAUCUCGGGCUGUUUGGGAAAGCUGAGAAUGCAUUCAGUGCCCAGUAAAGACUUAGCAGGGGUUUGUCCCUGUUCUCUUCAUGCUGCCAUGGAGCUCUUAUAUUGGUUUCCACGGAUUCAUCUUGAGCCAGGAGAGUUUGAAUAAGUGCUGAAGACUAAGAAAACACUCAGUCUUUGGGUCCUGAGACAUUAGACUGGAUAUCUGGGGUGGUAUUUUUCAAAUUUAGUUUAUUUCCUUUAAAUAAAAAAAAAAUUAUACCUCACAGUGCAUUUUACAUUGUGAUCUAGUACAUAUCUACAUAUGAUUUUAAAGUAAUUCAACCUUUACCCUUAUUACGUGUGCAUUCCGGUAAUUUCUAUUCCAUUUUCUUUCAUUUAGAAACAUACUGACUGAAAUCCACCAAAUUGAUUUAUGGGUCUCCACUUGCAGAUUGAAAAGUUAUGUUUAUAAGGCACAUUUCUUGAUUAGUCAGUGUCUCCAUAUUCUGCGCUUUUAGAGAACAAAGAUGAUUCCAAGAUGAGUUUUGGGGACAGGGGUAGGGCUGCCAGGUAUAAAUGUUUGCUUCAGUUAGUUAGAUGUUUAUAACAUAUAACAUAUUUGAUCCCUGUUUCUUGAAGUAUUACAAUCAUAAUAUUUGACAUAUCAGUGUUUCCCAAUCAUUCGACAAAAUUGUGUCUGUGCCUCUUAAUUUUCUCUGUCCUUUGCUGCAUCUGAGAAAUAUGAGAGGCCUAGUUUCAUUUAGCCACUUUGCUCCUAGUCAUAGUUAAGGAAGUUUUAUUUCACUGCUACCAUUAUAAAGAUACACUGUUUUGCUUUUCUGUUACUUAAAAACAUCUUGAAUCUUCUUACUCUAGUAAUUGUUAUGUUUUAUACUUUUUGCUCUAUAUUUAAAUGUAUAAAGUUCAUGGCUUUAGUAUAUUUCAUAAACUUAGGAAUUACUUUGAAUCAUUUAACUACAAAACUGAUUUUUUUGUUUGUAAAAUAGGUUAGACCCUUAUGAAAAACAGUAUUAAUUCAUAAUAAACAUUAAUGAGUGUUGGGGAACAAAGUUAGAGAUCUUUUCCUUUGAAAAGUUCUCACACAGCCUCUUCUGCAUUGUCAAAUGAUACCUUGCCUAAUUUUAAUAGGUAAAUGUAUGGGAUAUGUAUUUGACUAGCUUAAUAAUGUUACUUUCAGUUGACGACGAGUUCAUAUUAUUUGGAACCAAAGGCACAUUAAUCUGGAAAGAAUUGCUCACAUUAAAUUUUAUCAGUGGGGACACAUUCUUGACUUGAUGCCUUAUGAAAGCUUUCUAUUGUCUUCAAACUUUGUGGGUGAUAAAAUAUAUCUUUCUUUUUAACUCUUGACUAUGUCUUGGUUGUGGAGGAGAGACUUUAUGUUGGUAUGAAUCAAACAUUUCAGAAAAUUAUCUCUUUUAAUCAGGUAAAUAUUUGUUUUAAAAUAUAGCUUUAAAGAAUGUUUAAAAAAGAUUGUCUUUUUUGGUAGGUGUUUGGAACAUUAAGGAAGAUCUCAUUGAUUUCAUUUUCUGGGAAUCGUGUGUACGUGUCAAUAAACAAUGUGGAGAACUUAUUCUGAGUGAUUGUGUUUUUUUUUUUUUUCAUUUGUUCAUUUUGUUUUUUAGUUUUCAGUUUUCCUUUUGACUUUUAGACAUACAGCAGGCUCUUUUCCCCUUGUAAUCUUUGCUUCCACAGUAUUGUGGCUUUGGAAAUCAGACACUUAAUAUUUAUCAGAAUUGUGUAAAAUGGGAUUGUGUUGCUUUGAAUGAUGUUUUAAAUACACAUAAAAUACUUAUUUUCCCCUUAGUGUUUAAACUAUAUGACGUGUAUUUUGGCUAUUUAGACCUAAUUAUUCAUUUCAUAGUCCUGGGCUAUGUUUUAAAUAAGUGAGUUCUUGAUAUAUUUUGGACCUAUUCUGCAAUGUAAGAAAAAGUUCUGAAAAGUAAUGUGAAAUUGACAGUGUUACAAUUUGGGUUUAAUAGGUGAAGAAAUCAUUUUAGCUGUGACUGUUGCCUUUGUCCUACAUGUGUUUAGACAUUAAGAUUUACCAUUACUCCCUUUUUCAGCCUACCCUGUUCUGAUUUAUGUUUUUUGCGGAUCAGUACAGUAAUAGCCCAACAAUUCCCAUUGUCUGUAUUCUAAUGCUACUUGAUUUCACAUAGCUUCAUGAGAGUAUUCUUCCAGAGAAUAUUGCUGUGAUUACUUCAUUUUUCUCCUCAAAAACCAUUAGUGCCUUUCAGUGCCAGCAAUACAUAAAGCCCAUACUGUUUAGGUUGUUGUUGAGGACCCUCUGCAGCUUUUCUCAAUUUUUUUCCUGACAUUCCAUUUCCAAAAAACAGAUCCUCUUCCUACCAAGGUCUCUAAUCAUUAUAUCUUGCUUGGUAUAUAACAAAGUGUGUUCCCUUUCUUUGUGAAAUCCUGUUUAUCCUCAUUUCAUUAAGAUGACCCUCUUCUAAAAUAGGUUAGACUCUUAUAAAAACAGUAUUAAUUUAUAGUAAACAUUAAUGAAUGUUGGGGAACAAAGUUAGAGACCUUUUCCUUUGAAAGGUUGUCACACAGUCUUCUGCAUUGUCAAAUGGUACCUUGCCUAAUAUUUAAUAAGUAAGUGUAUAGGAUAUGUAUUUGACUAGUUUAAUAAUGUUACUUUCAGUUGAAGAUGAGUUCAUAUUAUUUGGAACCAAAGGCACAUUAAUCUGGAAAGAAUUGCUCACAUUAAAUUUUAUCAGUGGGGUCACAUUCUUGAGGUCUAACCUUUUUUAAGUCUUUCUUGAUUGUAUUGUUUGUGUGCCUUAUUUUUACCUCUUUUAGAUCAUAAAUAUCUGGAGGUGACAGGGUUCAAAUAUCUUUGAUUCUUGAGGACAUCUAGCAUAGGGUCUAUUGGAACAUAGGUCAUAGACCUAGUGAAUCAGAAUAACUAGACUUACUAAAAAUGCAUAUCCCUGAGUACUGCCCUGGACUUAUAGAAACUUAAUCUCUGGUGGCACCUAGGACUCUAUAUUUUAGCAAACUGCCCAGGUGACUCUUCUGUUCAAUAAAAUUUAAAAAUCACUGAUUAGCAUGAUGCCUUAAAUGAUAAUAGGUACACACACUUGACUUUUGAGCAAGUGAAGUUAAUGAAUUGAGCAAUAUCAUAGUUCAGGAUGGUUUAAUUUUAAGGCUUUGAAGUCAGCCUAGACUUGAUUCCUGUGACUGUAACCUCACUGUACUUCUAUUUUCCAACCUGUAAAACAGGAUUAAUAGUAUUUCUUAUGAGGGUGUUGUUGGAAUUAAAUGAGAUGGUACAUGCAAAAGCAACAUAGCACAUAACACGCAGUAGGCGCUCAGUAGAUUUUUAUCUGCUGCUGUUAUGAUGAUGACCACUAGCAUCAGUGUCAUCACGGUAAUGAGAUAUGGGUUGCAAGAAUAGGUUCUAGGUCAGUCAUUGUUAAAAAGCAGAUGGUUCAUAUGGUUUCCAGAAGUCAGGCUUGCAAUGUUUUCCGUUUUGGGUUAGUAGAUCAUGGGUGUGUGUGCUGUUUAAAGUCAUAAAGGUGUUUUUGCCUCCUUUCUUCCUUCCUUCCUUUUUUGUUUCUUUUCCUUUUUGGGCAUUGGGAAUUGAACCCGGAAUCACUUUACCACUGAGCUAUAUCCCCAGUGCUUUUUUAUUUUUUGAGACAGUGUUUGGGUAAGUUGUUAGGGCCUCACUAAGUUGCUGACACUGGCUUCAAACUUGUGAUCCUCCUGCCUCAGUCUCUCAAGUCUCUGGGAUUGUAGGCAUGUGCCUUUGCACCUGGCUAGGUGUUUGGUCUUUUUGAGAAAGGUUGGUAUUAAAUUAGAAUGUUAUUUUCCCUUAGUUUUACCACUGCUCAAAGAAUAAAAUGCAAACUUCCAGAGGACAUAGGUCCUUACCAUCUGGCCUAGCCAGUCCCCUCCAACAGCUCUCCACAUCAUCUACAGUAUGUUUCUAUCUUUAUCUUGCAUUUCUUUCGCUUAGUUGUACCUGUAUAUGUGUUUUCCUCCACUUUUUCAUCUAACAGAUUUCCACUGUUGUCCUAAGUCUCAGUUCUACAUGUGACUGACCUUCCGUGUUCUCAAUAUGCUUUGUCUACACUUACAAUGCAUUACCUUUGUGUACAUUUGCCUUCUCAGGAAUAGGAUUUAGUUGUGGCAUAUAUUAUAUCCCCAGUAUGUUGUCAAUAAUUAGUCCACCUGUACUAGAGGGAGAGGAUGUUGGUAUUUGCCUUCUGUCAGCUCCCAUAUUUGUCUGGACUUUGCCAUUUUCAGCUUUCACAAUAGUAAUUACAACUUAUGCUAGACACUAGAUGAUUUCAUUUAAAAAACUUUGUUUCAUUUAAUUUUCACAUUAACCUUAUGAAAUAGCUAUUGAUACCUUUAUUUUAUAAAUAAGGGAACAGGCAUAGACAGGUAAGUAACUUGGAGAAAUUACACAGCAACCAUAAUGAACCUGGAAUUAAUCAAAGCUCACGCUUUUAACUGCAAUGCUAUUCUAAAAAGGUGAUUUAAGCAGGUGACACAUUUCUGAAAUCAAGAGAUUGUGGCUGUAUGAAACUUUUAUUGUUAAUUUACUAAUCAUUCUUAGAAAUGUGAUGUGUUAAGUGCUCUCACAAAAAGGAUUGUUUAAAACUAUUCUCUGGAUAAUGCCUUUCCAGUGAUUUUCCAAAAUUUUUCUUUCUCCCCAGUCUGCCACACUACUUCAUGUCUAUUAAAUAAAAUUUACCUUUUCAUUCAUCCAACAAACACUUGUCCAGUGUACACUAAACUGGACUGAUGGGUUCCUGGUUUUGUGGAACUCAAAUUCUGGUGGAGAGGGACCUUAAAUACCAAAUGAAUGGAUCAUGGUUCGAACUUCGAAGAAAGAAUGAAGCGAUAAUGAGUGAUAGAUAGUGGCAGUGGUGCCAUUUUUGAUUAGGUGAUCAGAGGCAGACUUUGAGAAGGUGACAUUUGGGUUUACAUUUGAGACUCAUGCUGAAUUGAAGCAACUCUGCCAAGAGCCAGGAAAGGGGGAAAUUAGCUUGGCAAGUUUGAGAAGUAGAAAGCCAGGGAGUCUGAAGCCUUGUGAGCUAGGAAAAGUGUGGAAGGAGGAAAAGAUUAGAGAGAUCAGAUAAAUUGAAGACUAUGCUAGAGAUUGGAUUUUAUUCUAAAUGGGAAAGGAAGCCAUUGAAUUUAAAAAAGACACAAUUUAACUUAAAUUUUGAAAAGACGACUUGGCUGCUUUGUGGAGAAUGAAUUGUACAAGUUAGGAGAGACCAGGGAGGGGGCUGUUGCAGCAGUCCUGGCUUGGACUAGAGCAAAGUAAGAGAAGGAAAGAAUGGGAGGAAUUGGGAUGUUUUAGAUGUGUUGAUGGGUCUGCCUGAUAAUCACAUGGGAGUGUGAGAGAAAAAGAGGGAUCAGAUGUAAUUUCUGAGAUGGGAGUGAGCAUAGGAGGAGCAGAUUUGGAGAGGGACUGAGUUCUGUUUGUGUCCCCUGUGUGCCUCUCCUGAUGUACACCUUCAACCUGAAAGGAUGCCACUGUUCUCAGUUUUGUGUUAUUAUUUUCUGACUUUUCUUUAUAGUUUUAUUUUUUAUUAAAUAUUUAUCUGACCCUAAAUUAAAUUAGAAGAUGGAAGAUUAAUUAUCAUUUAAUUUUAAAUUUAAAAAUUUAAACUCUCAGUAUAAAUGGAAUUGCGUAUAUUCUUGUGAUUAAUUAUUUCACCCAUUCAGCAUUGCUUUUUAAAUCAUUCAUGUUGAUGAGGAAACAAGCUUAAUGAACUACCAAUUGUUUGUUUUAUGAAUAUGUUGUAAUAUAUGCAAUCACUGUUUCUUAAAUGUAAGGGGUUUUUACCCCAGGAUUUCUGCAAUUUCAAACAAAGCUAUUAUCAGCAUUCUUGUCCUUAUCUCCUGGUGCACAUUUACAAGUUCCAAUAUCGGUCAUGCUGAGAGUAGAAUUGCUGUAUGAGAGAGUAUGUGCGUCUUCAACUCAAGACAUGUUGUUUUCCAAAGUGUCUUCAAAUUUAUACUCUAGUAGUGUGAGAGUUCCUGUUCUUCCACAUCCUAACACUUGGUAUUGUCAGAGUCAUUAAAGUUUUGCUAACUUAUUUGAAAUAAUACAUCACUACUUUAAUUUUUGUCUCUGAACAUUACUGAAAUCGGGCAUCUUUUACAUAUAUUUAAUAGCCAUUUCAGUGUUAUUAUCUAUUAAAUAUUUAUGUUUAUUGUCCAUUUUCCUUUGAGCUUUCACCUUUUGAAAUUAUUUUUAAGAGUUCUUCUUACUAUGCUGCAAGUGCCCCUCCUUCAUAGGUGUGUUGCAAAUGCCCUCCGCUCCCGUUUCUGUCUUAUGUCUUAUGUUUUUAAUGUCUGAUCAAAAGUUUUUCAUUUUACUGACCAACUCCCUUUAUAGAUUUUAAAAACGUUUUGAUUAUUAAAAAGUGAUUAUAGUCAUAGUAUUGGUAUUUAAUUUAUGGAUAAAUGUUUGAGUAUAACAUAAAGUUGUAUAAGGGCACAUACUUUUUCAAAAGGUUAGUCCCCUUAUUCAUUUAUUAACAUUUCUUCUCAUGAACAUUGGUAAAGGAUUCAAAGAAAAAGAUAAGUGAAGAUUAUAUAUGUCAUAAAUCAAAUCUCCCACUAAAUUCACUUAUGGAGGCUUGGCUACUUCAUUCUUCACUCAUGGUUUAAAAUCCUCAAGUGAAUUUUCUGCAUUAAUUUCAUGCGGGUGCCCGAGAUUAGAACUGGAAAUUUUGGACUUGGCCUAAUACAUUUUUUUCUAUACCAUCUACUUUAUUUCUUUAUUUUUUAUAAAUAUUUCUAUAGUAAAAUAACCAUUUUAAAAUUUACCAUUUUAACUAUUUAGUUCAGUGGCAUUAAGUAUGUACACGUUGUUAUACAACCAUCACCACAAUCCCAGAAUUUUUUCAUUUUUCCAAACUGAAACUCAGUAUCCAUUAAUCUCCAUUCCCCACUCCCCACCUUCUUGGCAACCAACCUUGGUACUUUCUGUCUCCAUGAAUUUGACUACUUUGUUUUAAACUCGUGUAAGUACAGUUAUACAGUAUUUGUCCUUUUGUGUCUAGCUUAUUUCCUUUAGUAUAAUGUCAAAUAUGUUAUAACUUAUGUCAGAUUUUCCUCAUUUUAAAAGUUGAAUAAUAUUCCAUUGUGUGUAUGUAUGACAUUUUGCUUAGCCCUUUACGUACUGAUGGACACUUGGAUUUUUUUUUCUACCUUUUGGCUAUUGUGAAUAAUGGUGUAACUAUCUGUUCUACUUGCUUUUGAUUCUUUUGGGUAUAGUCCCAGAAGUAUAAUUGCUGAAUUAAAUAGUAAUUCUAUGUUUGAUUGCAGAGUUUAUUAAUAAAUACAGUUUUUAUAUUUUAUAAAAUGUAUUUGCUAUGAACAAUAGAAGUGACUAGAAAACCUAUCAUUAGGACAUAUACUAAUUUCCAAUUAUGUGCAAAGUUCCAGUCUAUGAUAGAUACAAAGAAGUGUUAGGAUAUGUAUGAUUCUUAUUGUCAAAAAACUGUCUGGUCUGAGGAUACAAAUAAACACAUGAAAAUUACAUCACAAUGCAUGACUUUAAUAAUGUGCAGUAUCUGGGCCAAAAAUGAAAAGAUGACAGGCCAAUAUGUGAUUAUUUGCCCACUGAAUAUUUUAGGUAGUAGCUACCAUGAGCUCAGCUAAAAGGAAACAUCUUUAAGGCAAGAGGUAUCUGAAAAAGUCUCAUCUCUCAAGUAUAUUUUGAAUGGGAUGUUGCAGUAUACAUAAAAUUCAGAUAGGCAGAGAGAUACUGGUGAGAUCUUCUGUGUAAGGAGGCAUGCCAUAAAUAUCAGAUAUUUUAUUUUGUGAUGACUCAUUAAGUUGGCAUUAAUUAGCAUAGUCCCCGGCCCUUAAAACAAAUGAGACCAAAUCUAUUUAACAAAAAUCACAAGUCUUCUCACCCUACAUUCAGCUGCUAUAUUCACUGGAUAUUGAUGGUAGUAAUAAUAGGAUUAGUAGAUGCAACAGUAAACUAGUAUUCUGUGCUUUCUUGUGCUAAAUACUUUUUGCCUAUAUUUUCUCCUUUCAUUCUCCAGUUAGGAACCAUUCAUUAUCCUUCCUGUGGAUGAGGAAAUGGAGACCUGAAAAACUUCAGUAACUUACCCACUGUCACACACAGUAGUGGAAUCAGUCAGGAUUUACUUCCAGACAUUUUAGAUCCAGAAUCAGCACUUAUUAUUGUUGGGCAUAUUAUGCCAUUAGCAGUAAAUGUGGAAGGGAUUAGUAACUUUUUUUUUAUGCGUAAACUUUCAUAGCCUUUCUGGAUAACUGAUGUUUUAACAUCUGGAAUCCCUGGUUAUUAGCUAGAGUGGUUGGUAAUCACCUCUAGAAAGCAGAGUGAUAAACUAAUAGUUUGUUGAUAAUGAGACUUGCCUUAACAUGGUGGCUUCUGUAGAGCAGAGAUAGUAGGGUAAUCCAUUCUGUAAACAGCUAGAUAAUGACCUUAAAUUUGUGUGUUCACAGCUGAAAGAAAAUGUACAUGUAGUUUUCUUCUGAUGAAACCUAAUCCAUUUAAGAAAAAAAAAAUUCAUUGCCUUGCGGAAAGACAAAAAAAGUUGAGAAUAAUUUCGCCCCCUUUUGUAACUAGAUUAGGCAGUAGAAAUGCUUCUUAGUUUUUUGGCUAUAAUGAUUUUCAUACAUUUUAAUAAGUUAUACUUCUAGAAUUUAUGGGGGUCUAUAUGCUGUUGGUAUGAAAUUUUUGUUCGUUUUUGUGGUGCUGGGGAUUGAACCCAGGGCCUUGUGCUUGGGAAGCAAACACUUUGCCAACUGAGCUAUAUCCCCAGCCUGAAAUGUUUCAUUUUUAAUAAAGACAGCAGGACUAAACAGAUUAGAGAUGUGGAGAGCAUAAUAUAGCAUGCUGAUUGGGCCAUAGAAAACUGAGCAAGUGCCCUCAGUUUCCUCUCCUGUAAACAGUGGCAGUUUGUCUCUUUAAGAGAGUGGUUGUGGAAAAUGACUAGGCUUUAAAAUGAUUGUUAAUCUCAGGGUGGAGAUACUUGGUUUGGAAACAUCACUUCAAGAGUAAAUGUGUCUAAUUCUGCUUUGCAUAAGUAAAACAACAAAGCCUUGGAAUUUUUCCAAAUCAAAUCUGGGCCAAAUAGAAAGGUAAGGGUAAAUGUUAAUUUAUGAAGGAGUUGAGUGUGGGUUGGGGGAAGCUGUUGAAGUAAAGGGUGUUGUGAAUGUUAAGUCAUUUUUGUUGUGAUUGUUGUGUCUGCUAUGUGUUUUUGCUCUAUAUUUCAGAAUCCCUAAUUUAGCAGGGAUAUGGACAAUUGGCUUAAGACGACAAUUUUGGACAAUGAAAAUCAUAUGUGUUUAGAAACAUUUUCACACAAAGAAAUACUUCAGUAUAAAUAGCAGUGUUUAACUUUUUUUCUCAAAUUUCUAAUAAAAUAAUUAAGGUCUUGGGUUGAAGCCUUUAGAUUAGAAUUUCAGGUGCUCUGUUUUUGUACAGUGGACUGCGAGCUUGGGAGUAGCUGAAUUUGCUAAUGUGCAAUUGUAGAUGAGAAAACUUUGUCUCUUUGUCCAGUGUUCAAUGUGCCUUAAAUGUAGUAUAAUUCUUUACUAGAAGUCAUUGACAGCUCUGAGGCUAUAUUUGUCACUGAUGAUGUCAUUAAUGCAAUGAAAUUAAGAAUUUUGGGUAGAAACUCCACUGUUUUUGAUACUUUCAAGAAGUAUGGUGCCAUGGUAGGAAAAGAUAGUAGUAGUCUCCGAUCAAUAAGAAUGAUCAGGAAGAGUCUGAACUCACAUUUCAUCUGAAGUGUUGGUUUUUUAAAUUACUUUUAAUUUUCUACCAGGAAAAGUUGAUGUGCCACAUUAUUACACUUAAAUGCCAUGUAGUAUACAGUUGAGAAAGAGACUUUGAGAAACAGGGUGGUCCUUAGGAUGUGAAAUCAUGGUGGCCUGGUGUGUUAUGAUAAUGAAUUUUAUCAGCUAGACUUGUUUUGCACUUGGAAUGCUAAAAGUUAAGUUAGUGAAUUGGCUAACUAUAAUCAUACAGAAUAGUUUCAAAAGAUUUGUUUUCCUUCUUACCUAAAGGAGACAUCCACUUGGAUACAUUACGUAAUGCUCAAGGGCAGUAACUGAAAUAGAAUUGCAGGUUCUUUAUAAUACAUAAUUCAGCUUACUAAUGAAAUACUUUACAAACUUUCAAAAUAGAUGGAUAGUUAUUAAUAUGAAGGUUUGUCACAAGCUGUAUAGGAAAAAACAGAUGAUAAAACUAUAUAUCUAAAAACAACAAUCUGUAUAAAAUUAAGUGUAUCUACAUAGCCUGGAAAGAGUGGUUUGGAAGGGUGUACACCAUAAGGUGCUUCCUCAUGCUCAGUGACCUUGCUAAAUCUGUUACUGAUGUCUCCGGGUAUAGCUGUGGCUCUAAAUAUGCUUUAGACAUGAAAGCUGUUGGUAACACUUAUUUAUAUCCUUAGCUAAUAAAAAGGGAUACUACAUGAUGGGGGGUUACAGGUUUUGCUGUAGUUAUUGCUUGCAUAUAUUCACUUGGAAAUUUUUGAAAACUCAUUGGAUGUUGUAUUUUUUAAAAGCAAAUACUUAGAAAGCAGUUGAUUAACAGAACUUUAUAUAUUGAUUUAUUUAAUCUUUCUUGGAGGGAAAAUAUAUAACAUAUACUUUUCCUGAGUUAUUCUGUUUUAUUGGGGAUACACUUAUGCUGAGGAUCAGAAAUGCUUAUUUAGAAAACAAAAAUUCCAAUUACCUAAAUGUACAAGUAUCUUUCAGGGUUUGGGUCUAAUGGGGAAUCAUUCAAAAACAAAGGUUUCUUUGGAUGAGGUUAAAAGAGGAGUCUACAAAGUGAAAGUUAAAUGGGCUAAAACAAAAGAAAAAACCAAAUUUCUCUCCCCACACACCAAAACAAACAAAAAACAGAAAGACACGAAAGUUAGUAAUCCUAAGAGAUUCUUUGAUUUAAUUCAUCAUGUUUCCAAAAGUUUAAUCAUAUUUUAUAUUUUAUAUAUGUAUCAUCUGGUAUAUUUCCUUCUAGAUUGUUGAUGUCCUGAGGACAGGGUUUGGAUUUUAUUCAUUCUCCCUUUCUUCAGGAUUAGCACAGUGUUUGGAUUCAGCAUCUGGUACAUGCUUGUUCAGCUGAAGUAAGCUCUGUGAGAUCGCAUAUUUUGUACAUAAAUGAAUGGGCGAAUAAGCCAAAUUGGGAUCAGUUGGUAAAAUACAGAAAGAAAUGGCAGAUAUAUAAUACUAAAUGUAUUUGUUGACUAUAUUUUUUAUUAAACAAUUGGUAAAUAAUCUCAUUCUCAGAUUGUUUUGUGAAGGAAACAGACACCUAAGUACAGAAAAAAAAAAAUCACUGACAUGAAGUAUCAUCUCAACAAAGGAACCUAAAGAAUUUAGGAAAGAAAGAUGGACCAACCUAGUGGAAGAAGUUUUAUGCAAGUAUUAUGUGAAAAAUAUAGUCCUGAAAACUUUCCUUACCGUCGUGGCCCUGGGAUGGGAGUCCAUGUCCCAGCCACACCUCAGGGCUCUCCUAUGAAAGAUCGCCUCAACCUCCCAAGUGUACUAGUGUUGAACAGCUGUGGAAUAACCUGUGCAGGAGAUGAAAGAGAAAUUGCUGCCUUCUGUGCUCAUGUGUCGGAACUAGAUCUUUCUGACAACAAACUCGAAGACUGGCAUGAGGUCAGUAAAAUUGUGUCAAAUGUUCCCCAGUUGGAGUUUCUAAACCUGAGUUCCAACCCUCUGAAUUUGUCAGUUUUAGAAAGAACAUGUGCUGGGUCCUUCUCUGGGGUUCGCAAACUUGUCCUCAACAACAGCAAAGCUUCAUGGGAGACAGUCCACACAAUCCUACAGGAGUUACCAGAUUUGGAGGAGCUCUUCCUGUGCCUUAAUGACUAUGAAACAGUGUCUUGUUCUUCUAUUUGCUGUCAUUCUCUUAAGCUCCUACAUAUAACAGACAAUAACCUCCAAGACUGGACUGAAAUACGCAAAUUGGGAGUGAUGUUUCCAUCACUGGAUACCCUUGUCCUGGCCAACAAUCAUUUGAAUGCUAUUGAGGAGCCCGAUGAUUCAUUGGCCAGGUUGUUUCCUAAUCUGCGAUCCAUCAGCCUCCACAAGUCAGGUUUGCAGUCUUGGGAAGACAUAGACAAACUAAAUUCAUUCCCCAAACUUGAAGAAGUGAGAUUGUUAGGAAUUCCUCUUCUGCAGCCAUAUACCACCGAGGAGCGCAGGAAAUUGGUAAUAGCCAGAUUGCCAUCAGUUUCCAAACUUAAUGGCAGUGUUGUUACUGAUGGUGAACGAGAAGACUCUGAGAGAUUUUUUAUUCGCUAUUAUGUGGAUGUUCCACAGGAAGAAGUGCCAUUCAGGAUGAAUUAUUCAUCAUUACUUAGAAUUUGGGUCUCUUUCAUCUUCGCACUUGUACAGCACCAAGUUCAGCCCAGGGAGCUCAUGUAUCCAUUUUGGCAGAAUGACACCAAAACCCCCAAAGUAGAUGACGGAAGCUCAUCUGAGAUCAAGCUGGCCAUCCCGGUGUUCUUCUUCGGCGUUCCCUACCGCACUGUCUAUGUCAAUAACAACGGCGUUGUCUCCUUCAAUGUGCUGGUGAGCCAGUUCACACCGGAGUCCUUUCCCCUGACGGAUGGGAGGGCCUUCAUUGCCCCAUUUUGGGCAGACGUGCACAAUGGAAUUCGAGGCGAGAUCUAUUACAGAGAGACCAUGGACCCUGUCAUCUUGAAAAGAGCCACCAGGGACAUCAGGAAGUACUUCAAAGACAUGACAACCUUCUCUGCCACUUGGGUUUUCAUUGUGACAUGGGAGGAAGUCACGUUUUAUGGAGGCAGCAGCACCACACCUGUGAACACCUUCCAGGCUGUCCUGGUGUCUGAUGGCUCCUAUACAUUCACGCUCUUCAAUUACUAUGAAAUCAACUGGACCACGGGCACAGCAAGUGGUGGGGACCCCCUGACGGGUCUUGGAGGAGUGAUGGCACAGGCAGGAUUUAAUGGUGGAAACCUCACCAAUUUCUUCAGCCUCCCAGGCUCAAGAACCCCUGAGAUUGUGAAUAUUCAAGAGACCACAAAUGUCAAUGUUCCAGGCCGCUGGGCAUUUAAAGUUGACGGGAAGGAAAUUGACCCGGCCAACGGCUGCACCUCUAGGGGACAGUUCCUUCGGCGAGGGGAGGUGUUUUGGGAUGACCUGAACUGCACCAUCAAGUGCCGCUGUCUGGAUUUCAACAAUGAGAUCUACUGCCAGGAGGCCUCUUGCAGCCCCUACGAGGUGUGCGAACCCAAGGGCAAAUUCUUCUACUGCAGCCCUGUGGAGAUCAGCACAUGUGUGGUGUUUGGAGAGCCACACUACCACACUUUUGACGGCUUCCUCUUCCACUUCCAAGGCUCCUGUGCCUACCUGUUGGCCAGACAGUGCUUGCAGACUUCCAGCCUCCCCUUCUUCAGUGUGGAGGCCAAGAAUGAGCACCGAGGAGGCUCUGCCGUCUCCUGGGUGAAGGAGCUCUCCGUGGAGGUCAAUGGUUACAAGAUUCUCAUCCCCAAAGGAAGCUAUGGGAAAGUCAAGGUUAAUGACCUAGUGACUUCUUUGCCUGUCACCUUAGACUUGGGGGCAGUGAAAAUCUACCAGAGUGGCAUGUCUACUGCUGUGGAAACAGAUUUUGGGCUUCUAGUGACGUUCGAUGGCCAGCACUACGCCUCCAUUUCCGUCCCAGGCUCUUAUAUAAACUCCACCUGUGGGCUUUGUGGGAACUAUAAUAAAAACCCACUGGAUGACUUCCUCCGCCCUGACGGCAGGCCAGCCAUGUCUGUGCUGGACCUGGGCGAGAGCUGGCGUGUCUAUCACGUGGACUGGAAGUGUGACUCCGGCUGUGUGGACAACUGUACCCAGUGUGAUGCUGCCACUGAAACCCUCUACUUUGGCUCUGACUACUGUGGCUUCCUGAACAAGACGGACGGCCCCCUGUGGGAGUGUGGCACCGUGGUGGACCCCACGGCCUUUGUGCACAGCUGCGUGUAUGACCUGUGCAGCGUGAGGGACAAUGGCACGCUCCUCUGUCAAGCCAUCCAGGCCUACGCUCUCGUGUGCCAAGCUCUCGGCAUCCCAAUCGGAGACUGGCGAAUCCAGGCUGGGUGUGUGUCCACCGUGCAGUGUCCGAGUUUCAGCCACUAUUCCGUGUGCACCAGCAGCUGCCCCGACACGUGCUCAGACCUGACGGCCUCUCAGAACUGCGCCACACCGUGCACUGAGGGCUGCGAGUGCAACGAGGGUUUCGUCCUCAGCACCAGCCAGUGUGUCCCCCUGCACAAGUGCGGCUGUGACUUCGACGGCCAUUACUACACGAUGGGGGAGUUCUUCUGGGCCACGGCCAACUGCACCGUGCAGUGCCUGUGCGAAGAGGGCGGCGACGUGUACUGCUUCAACAAGACCUGCCGCAGCGGGGAGGUGUGCGCCGUGGAGGACGGCUACCAGGGCUGCUUCCCCCGGCGGGAGACCGUGUGCCUGCUCAGCCAGAACCAGGUGCUGCACACCUUCGACGGCGCCGCCUACGCCUUUCCCUCCGAGUUCUCCUACACCCUCCUGAAGACCUGCCCUGAGCGGCCCGAGUACUUGGAAAUCGACAUCAACAAGAAGAAGCCCGACGCAGGACCUGCUUGGCUACGGGGCCUGCGGAUCCUGGUGGCUGACCAGGAAGUCAAGAUCGGAGGAGUCGGGGCUUCGGAAGUCAAGUUGAACGGUCAGGAAGUGGAAUUACCGUUUUUCCAUCCUUCGGGGAAGCUGGAGAUUUAUCGAAACAAAAACAGCACGACAGUGGAGUCCAAGGGCGUGGUGAGCGUGCAGUACUCGGACACAGGCCUGCUGGACAUCCGCCUGUCCACCGCCUACUUCAACUGCACCGGCGGCUUGUGUGGCUUCUUCAACGCCAACGCCAGCGACGAGUUCUGCCUCCCCAAUGGCAAGUGCACGGACAACUUGGCGGUGUUUCUGGAAAGCUGGACCACCUUCGAGGAGAUCUGCAACGGGGAGUGCGGGGACCUGCUCAAGGCCUGCAACAACGACUCGGAGCUGCUCAAGUUUUAUCGGAGCCGCUCCAGGUGUGGCAUCAUCAACGACCCCUCCAACAGCUCCUUUCUGGAGUGCCACGGGGUGGUCAACGUCACCGCCUACUAUCGCACCUGCCUCUUCCGCCUGUGCCAGAGCGGGGGCAACGAGUCGGAACUCUGCGACUCGGUGGCGCGCUACGCCAGCGCCUGCAAGAACGCCGACGUGGAGGUGGGCCCCUGGCGGACCUACGACUUCUGCCCUCUGGAAUGCCCAGAGAACAGCCAUUUCGAGGAGUGCAUUACCUGUACAGAAACCUGUGAGACACUGGCCCUGGGCCCCAUCUGCGUAGACAGCUGCUCGGAGGGAUGUCAGUGUGACGAGGGCUAUGCCCUGCUGGGCAGCCAGUGCGUGACCCGGAGCGAGUGCGGCUGCAACUUCGAGGGGCACCAACUUGCCACCAAUGAGACCUUCUGGGUGGACCAGGACUGCCAGAUCUUCUGUUACUGCAAUGGCACAGACAACAGUGUCCACUGUGAGACCAUCCCCUGCAAGGAUGACGAGUACUGCAUGGAGGAGGGCAGCCUGUACUCCUGCCAGCCACGCACCGACGCCUCCUGCAUCGUCUCGGGCUACGGCCACUACCUUACCUUUGAUGGCUACCCCUUUGACUUCCAAACUAGCUGUCCACUCAUCCUGUGCACUACAGGAAGCCGGCCGAGCUCAGACCGUUUCCCCAAGUUCAUCGUGACAGCCAAGAACGAGGACCGGGACCCAUCACUGGCCCUGUGGGUCAAGCAGGUGGAUGUGACUGUGUUUGGCUACAGCAUCGUGAUUCACCGGGCCUACAAGCACACCGUGUUGGUCAACAGUGAAAGGCUCUAUUUGCCCCUGAAGUUGGGACAAGGGAAGAUAAAUAUCUUUUCCUUUGGUUUCCAUGUGGUGGUGGAAACUGACUUUGGCCUGAAGGUUGUGUAUGACUGGAAGACCUUCCUGUCCAUCACGGUCCCUCGGAGCAUGCAGAACAGUACCUAUGGCUUGUGUGGCCGCUACAAUGGCAACCCUGACGAUGACCUGGAGAUGCCCAUGGGUCUGCUUGCACUGAGUGUCAGUGAGUUUGGGCAGAGCUGGGUGAAGAGGGACACCUUCUGCCAGGUGGGCUGUGGGGACCGCUGUCCAUCCUGUGCCAAGGUUGAAGGUUUCUCUAAGGUGCAACAACUGUGCAGCUUGAUCCCCAACCAGAACGCCGGCUUUGCCAAGUGUCACAGCAAAGUCAAUCCCACCUUCUUCUACAAGAACUGCCUGUUUGACUCCUGCAUUGAUGGGGGCGCGGUGCAGACUGCGUGCAGCUGGCUGCAGAACUACGCCAGUACUUGCCAGACUCAGGGGAUUGCAGUGACCGGCUGGAGGAAUUACACAUCCUGCUCGGUCACCUGCCCUCCCAACAGCCAUUAUGAGAGCUGCGUGAGCGUGUGCCAGCCCCGCUGUGCCGCCAUCCGCCUAAAGAGCGACUGCAACCACUACUGCGUGGAGGGCUGUCAGUGCGACCCAGGCUACGUCCUCAACGGCAAGAGCUGCAUCCUGCCGCACAACUGCGGCUGCUACUCAGACGGCAAAUAUUACGAGCCCAAGCAGCUGUUCUGGAACAGCGACUGCACGCGGCGGUGUCGCUGUUUCCGGCGCAACCUCAUCCAAUGCGACCCGCGCCAGUGCAAAUCGGACGAAGAGUGCGCGCUGCGCAACGGGGUGCGCGGCUGCUUCAGCACCAAGACCUCCUACUGCCUGGCGGCAGGCGGCGGCGUCUUCCGCACCUUCGACGGCGCCUUCCUCCGCUUCCCCGCCAACUGUGCCUUCGUACUCUCCACCAUCUGCCAGAAGCUCCCCGACAUCUCCUUCCAGCUCAUCAUCAACUUCGACAAGUGGUCCUCCCCUAACUUGACCAUCAUUUCGCCCGUCUAUUUCUACAUUAACGAAGAGCAGAUUCUGAUUAAUGACCGGAACACCGUCAAGGUGAAUGGCACCCAAGUGAACGUUCCAUUUAUAACUGGUUUAGCUACCAAAAUCUACAGCAGUGAGGGGUUUCUGGUGAUUGACACCAGCCCCGACAUCCAGAUCUACUACAAUGGUUUCAAUGUCAUUAAAAUCAGCAUCAGUGAGAGGCUGCAGAACAAAGUCUGCGGCCUCUGUGGCAACUUCAAUGGGGACCUGACUGAUGAUUAUGUGACCUUGCGGGGGAAGCCAGUGGUGAGCAGUGUGGUUCUGGCCCAGAGCUGGAAAACCAACGGCAUGCAAAAGAGCUGCAACGAACUGCAGUUCUCACAGUACGCAGCCACAUGUGACAAUGUGCACAUUCAGAAGAUGCAGGGGGAUGGCUACUGCCUGAAGCUCACCGAUAUGAAAGGCUUCUUCCAGCCCUGCUACGGACUCCUCGACCCCCUCCCCUUCUAUGAGUCCUGCUACCUGGAUGGCUGCUACAACCACAACAAAUUCCAGUUGUGUGGCUCCCUGGCUGCCUAUGGGGAAGCCUGCCGCUCCUUUGGGAUCCUGAGCACAGAGUGGAUUGAGAAGGAGAAUUGCUCAGGAGUGGUUGAAGAUCCCUGUGUCGGGGCGGACUGUCCCAACCGAACCUGUGAGCUGGAAAAUGGAGGAGAGCUGUGUGGUUGCAUUGAGCCACCCCCCUACGGAAACAACUCACAUGACAUCAUUGAUGCAGAGGUGACCUGCAAGGCGGCCCAGAUGGAAGUGUCCAUCUCUAAGUGCAAACUCUUCCAGCUUGGCUUUGAGAGGGAGGGUGUGAGAAUCAAUGACAGGCAGUGCACUGGCAUCGAGGGGGAAGACUUUAUCUCCUUUCAGAUCAACAACACCAAAGGGAAUUGUGGCAACAUCGUGCAGUCCAACAGCACUCAUAUCAUGUAUAAAAACACAAUCUGGAUCGAAAGUGCCAACAACACUGGCAACAUCAUCACCAGGGACCGCACAAUCAAUGUGGAAUUUUCAUGUGCUUAUGAGCUGGAUAUCAAGAUCUCCUUGGAUUCUGUAGUAAAGCCUAUGCUAAGUGUCAUUAACCUGACGGUUCCAACCCAAGAAGGCAGCUUUACCACCAAGAUGGCGCUCUACAAAAAUGCCUCCUACAAACAUCCUUACCGCCAGGGUGAAGUAGUCUUGACCACACGAGAUGUGCUGUACGUAGGGGUCUUUGUGGUUGGAGCUGACUCUACACAUUUGAUCCUCACGCUCAACAAGUGCUAUGCCACCCCUUCCCGUGACAGCAAUGAUAAGCUCCGAUACUUCAUCAUUGAAGGAGGGUGUCAGAACAUUAAAGAUAACACCAUCGGCAUCGAGGAGAAUGGAGUCUCCCUAACCUGCCGUUUUCACGUCACCGUCUUUAAAUUCAUUGGGGAUUAUGAUGAAGUUCAUCUUCACUGUGCAGUGUCGCUCUGUGACUCAGAAAAGUACUCCUGUAAAAUCACUUGCCCACAAAAUUCCAGGAUUGCCACAGAUUAUACAAAAGAACCUAAAGAACAGAUCAUUUCAGUGGGACCUAUUAGGAGAAAAAGGCUGGACUGGUGUGAAGACAACGGAGGAUGUGAGCAGAUCUGCACCAGCCGGGUGGACGGGCCUCUGUGCAGCUGCGUGACAGGAACCCUGCAAGAGGACGGCAGGAGCUGCCGAGCCUCUAAUUCUUCAGUUGAUCUUCAAGUUUGGACACUUCUUCUCAUCGUGACCCAAAUUUCACUAUGGCAUUUUGUAUAUCAAUCAGACACAACCUCAUAAUGCACUCAAGGUUGCUAUAUAAAGUACUGUAAUUUACUUACUUCAACUCCCUGUAGGAUAAAAAGUGUGUGUCCCUAAGUCAAAAUCUAUUUGAAAGUGUCCACCUUCUCACAAUCAUGCCACUUGUCUCCAGUGGUCAGAGAUUCCAGGUCCCUCUUUCAAAAUAUGCACCAGGGCUUCUAAAAGCCAGUCAUGGGAAGGAUGUAUUUAACUAAAAUUCCCAAACAGUUGUCACUAGAAACCUUGGCUCAUGUGAAAAUCCAGUAAAGGAAAUGAACUCUAGUUAUAGAAAUCUGACCUGAAAUCUGACCAGAGAAAUCUGUCCAGCCACUGCUAGUUCUGGAUCCUACUUGUUACAGAGUUAGGGCUAGUUGGAACAAUCUGGGAGUGAUGACUGAAAGGUUUGGCUCCCUCUAAGGAAUCUCGCUGGCGUGUGGAAGUGUCUGAUCUACAACCUGCACCAUGGCUCUGUUCUGUUGAGGACGAGUCCCUUUGCCCGCCCACCGCAGCUCUCCACCUUGCCAUGGCAGCUUUGGCCACUGGAUAUAUUAAUUGCAGACCUGGGGAACCUCACCCCGAUCCCACCCCUCAAACCCAGUCCCUUCUCUUUUCACAGAUCAACCAAAUAAUUUUAAUGUGUUUUAUCCUUAAAUAAACUUUGUGUUCAAGUAUUCUCA
Messenger RNA from Marmota monax (woodchuck), 19942 nucleotides. RefSeq names its product tubulin-specific chaperone cofactor E-like protein. The transcript has 30 exons. Gene Ontology annotation, molecular function: alpha-tubulin binding. The record is from RefSeq and is a predicted model, not a curated record. Gene Ontology annotation, biological process: protein folding; cell-matrix adhesion. Lineage: Eukaryota; Metazoa; Chordata; Mammalia; Rodentia; Sciuridae. Bases 11856 to 19265 code for a protein of 2469 amino acids.